Messenger RNA from Lycium barbarum (goji berry), 1189 nucleotides. RefSeq names its product adenylate kinase, chloroplastic. The record is from RefSeq and is a predicted model, not a curated record. Gene Ontology annotation, molecular function: nucleoside diphosphate kinase activity; AMP kinase activity; ATP binding. Gene Ontology annotation, biological process: nucleoside triphosphate biosynthetic process. The coding region runs from base 96 to 980 and encodes 294 amino acids. NCBI's taxonomy places the organism in Eukaryota, Viridiplantae, Streptophyta, Magnoliopsida, Solanales, Solanaceae. Gene Ontology annotation, cellular component: cytoplasm. The transcript has 7 exons.
AUAAAAAUCACUUUUAAUCCAAGAAUGUGAAAAGCCAUUAGGCAGGCAGGCACAAGAAGAGGAGAUAGAAAGGGGAUAGCAGAGAGAGAGCAUCCAUGGCUUGUUGCUCCUCUCUAAACUUCACAGCUACUAUCUCCUCAAACCCCCAAAAGCAAUCCUCUUCAUCUCCCCUUCCCUUCACUUCCCACUUAUCAUUUUCUAAAUCUUCUUCUUCUUCUCUUUAUUCACAUCAUACCCUUUCAGGAACUCAUUGCAAGAAACUCUCCCACCCAAAUGCUGCCCCUUUCUUGGUUUUGGGAUGUGCUAGAAAGAUAGAGCCUCUGAGAAUAAUGAUAUCUGGUGCUCCUGCUUCUGGGAAAGGAACACAAUGCGAGCUCAUUACUAAAAAGUAUGGUUUGGUGCAUAUAGCCGCUGGAGAUUUACUGAGGGCAGAAAUUGCUGCAGGAUCUGAAAAUGGGAAGCAGGCAAAGGAACACAUGGAUAAAGGGCAACUAGUACCAGAUGAAAUUGUUGUGACGAUGGUCAAAGAGCGGUUAAAUGGUCCAGAUUCUCAAGAGAAAGGUUGGCUUUUAGAUGGAUACCCUCGGAGCUCUUCUCAAUCUAUAGCACUCAAAGAAUUUGGCUUCCAACCAGACCUCUUUAUUCUUCUGGAAGUACCUGAAGAGAUUCUUGUUGAGAGAGUGGUUGGCCGUAGGCUAGAUCCAGUAACAGGGAAAAUUUACCAUUUGAAGUAUUCUCCCCCAGAGACGGAAGAAAUUGCUGCUAGACUUACUGAGCGCUUUGACGACACAGAAGAAAAGGUAAAAUUGCGUUUGCAAACUCACCAUAAAAAUGUGGAAGCAGUUCUCUCAAUGUAUAAAGAUAUCACAGUCAAGGUGAAAGGAAGUGGUUCCAAGCAGGAGGUAUUCGCUCAGAUCGAUGGUGCAUUGACACAGCUUCUAGAUCAAAAGCAAGGAAAGUUGGGAACAGUGGCAGCAUAGAGGAACACAAGAUAUCUGCAUGUAAAGACUGAGGAUUAUCUAAGGUGAAGAAAAGAGUCUAAAUCAUAGGGAUGCAUUUUGAAUUUAUCAUGAAUGUAUUGUUUAUUGCCAUCUCACUUAUAUUAAUAUAUGCUGAAAUAUUCUUGUAUACACGAGAAUAAGUAAUUCUUUUGGCGGCAGCAUCUAAUUGUAUAUUCAUGGUUUAGCUU